GAAAGUCUCGAUUGUCCAAGAAGUGAACGCGCGGCGCGUCAAUUAACCACCACGACCAAACGCAAGUUGAUGGCGUUAGUCGCGCGCUCCACUGUUCUUUUUGAUAGCAUUUUUUUUUAAAUUUGCUCGUUUGUUUUUUUUGUUAAUAUGGUUCCUUAUUAAACGGUAAUUAGUGGAUUUUAUUAGUGUUUAGUUUUUUUUUGGUCACUUUUAUUGGAUUUUUUCUUAAUAUUGUUGAAAAAAAAGAUUCCGAUGUAUAAUGGUAUCCAGGAAAAAAAUAUUAUCGAAGUCUCGAGAUGACAUCAACCUGUUAUCUAAUCCAGUUCCUGAAGAUGCCGAAGAUGUGUGGUAUCAAAAAGAAAAAUUAUUUAAGGACCAUAUACAAGAAGUCCUUAAUAAAUGGAACCAAAUAGAUGAUGAAAUAUGGGCCAAGGUAGUAAUUCUGGAAAGGAACAGACGAGUUGCAAAAGCUUAUGCCAGAGCUCCAGUUCUAACCGUUAACGGAUCAGAUGCUGGAUUUGACGGCUUUAGAAUUGGUUUGACUGGCUUCGAAAACCCCCUCAGAGACAAGAAAACCGAAGAGUGUAGACGUCAUAUUGGACACGGAGUUAAGAUAAAGAUGGACGAAGAUGGAAAUAUUUUAAUAAAAAGACUGUCACGUAGCAACGUGUUUAUUCGACGUACCACCUUGGACGAAGAAAGUGCCAUAUCUAGUGAAAUUAUGAAGUUACCCCAAGGGGCUCUGGAACCUAAUAAAGCGUUUACGUUGUUCGAUAUGAAAAAGUUUCAGACAAAUGUGCACAACGAACUAAAACGAGCGUACCCAAAUCGAAGAAGACUGGAAAAUCAGUGCCUUAGCGCAAUCGCAUUUGUAAAAAACGAAACGGAAAUGCUUAAGAAUCCCAUAUGGAUGAUCAUCAUCAAUAUGGUGGCCAUUGACAUGCUCAAAUCUCAAAUUCCAAUUGAUACAGUGGCAAACGUUAAAUCCAGAGUACCAGCGCCCGUUCCUAUAGUCGAUGAAGAUAACUAUUCAGUAUGCACGUCAAAGAAUGGUAGACAAUCCAAUGAAAAUGCUCAAAUCAAUUCAAAUGAUAGUAUAGAAGGCAGCUUAAGUAGUUUGUUAGUUAAUACUCGAGAAAAACAAAUGCACAACUCUCCACCUGAACUACCACCAAGGACUAAAAUGGAGCCAAGCAAUAUUCCACCGGAAGACUACGAUUUAUUUAAGGGUCAGCCACCAUCAAGCUCUAUUAGAAGAAUCCCUUCAACGAAGCAUAAAAAUAAAGUAAAGAAAAUUAAAAAACAACCAGAUGAUCCUUAUUAUUGCGGCAUGCGUGCCCGUAUACCCAACUUUGUGGCAAAACUGACAGGAAAAAAGCACCAUCAACCAAACUGUAACAAGUAUCAACAACAGCAGCAGCAACAGCAGCAACAAUUGCUACAGCAACAACAAGCUCAGCACCUUGCCCAGCAACAUUUGCUGCAGCAGCAGCAGCAGCAACAAAUCUACGGAUAUCAUCAGCAGUACGAGCGCCAGCAUCAAUAUUAUAAUACUUCGGCAAUGGAACAGCAUUUACGACGAGUGUCUCAAGUCAAGCAGCCUAACUUGGUCACUCAACAAGCUUUAUGGAAUGCUAGAAGUUUGGAUAGCGGAUUAGAUACUGCUGGAUCGUCACAGUCUCCAUACAACAACUAUACAAUGUUUUAUAGAUUUCAAGCUCAACCUUCAAGGGGUUAUAUUCCCGUUCCUCCCGGAACGGUUUACAUAGGAGAAUGGGAUUAAAAAAGAUAUAUUAUUUCUAUAUAACUUUCUAGCGAAAAAAAGGAAUCAUUAUUUACUUAUAUGCUGGUAAUGUACUCAUUAUAGAUUAUUUGUUUAGUAUACUUAUGUACUGAUGUAAGUUAUAAGAUUAUCUUACUUUAUUGGACCUAGUUACCCUUAAUUUUGUAUUUUAUUAAGAUCUUACUAUUUUUUAAGUGUUAUAUUGUAUUUAUGUAUAAAGUCUUUCGAAAGGUGCUUAGGUUAAUACACUUUUUGUAUAAAAUGUAACUGUAUAUAAAAAUUAAUAGUUUUGAAUGCAAAUAAAAUAUUUAAUUAUUUA
Messenger RNA from Anthonomus grandis grandis, 2102 nucleotides. RefSeq names its product myb-like protein Q. NCBI's taxonomy places the organism in Eukaryota, Metazoa, Arthropoda, Insecta, Coleoptera, Curculionidae. The transcript has 10 exons. Bases 260 to 1783 code for a protein of 507 amino acids. The record is from RefSeq and is a predicted model, not a curated record. Gene Ontology annotation, molecular function: protein binding. Gene Ontology annotation, biological process: regulation of DNA-templated transcription.